AGUAGGCUCCGGUCUCUUUUGCUCGCUGUGACAGCAAAGCGUCACACUGGAAACCACAAGCUGGGACUUACCAAGUGGCCUCUGAUCUUUCUCUCUCUUUUUUGCCACCUUUCCUCUAUUUUUGUCUUCUCAUUUUUCCAAGGAAGAGGCAUUUUCACUGACAGCUUCUUGGACAGCUCUGGGACACGAUUUUUCUGAGGAGGCAAGCUCUUGGCUGUAAUAUUUCAUUGCAGUCAUGGCCCCUAAGAAGAAGAAUGUGAAGAAGAACAAAACAGAUAUCAAUGAAAUGACUAUCAUUGUGGAAGAUGGCCCCCUCAGUAAACUAAAUGGCUUGAAUGGGCUCUUGGAUGGAGGUAAUGGUUUCAGCUGCAUCUCAUCUGAAGUUUCCGACUCAUCAUAUAGCCCAAAUCUCUUGGAAGGUCUAAGCAGAAUGAGACAAGAAAAUUUUCUUUGUGACUUGACUAUCAGUACCAAAACCAAAUCCUUCAGUGUUCAUAAGGUGGUGAUGGCUUCAAGCAGUGACUACUUUCACAACAUUUUAAAGAAAGAUCCAUCCACUCAAAGAGUAGACCUCAAUGACGUAUCCCCAUUGGGUCUAGCUACUGUUAUCACCUAUGCUUACACUGGAAAACUUACUCUCUCACUUUAUACAAUAGGUAGUAUUAUUUCCACAGCAAUUUAUCUACAGAUUCACACCCUUGUAAAGAUAUGCUGUGAUUUUCUAAUCCAAGAAAUCAGUGUUGAGAAUUGUAUGUACGUUGCCAAUAUUGCAGAAACAUACGGACUAAAAACAACCAAGGAAGCAGCACACAAAUUUAUUAGAGACAACUUCAUUGAAUUUUCAGAAACGGAUCAGUUCUUAAAACUUACUUUUGAUCAGAUUAAUGAACUUCUUGCAGAUGACGACUUGCAGUUGCCUUCUGAAAUUGUUGCAUUCCAGAUUGCAAUAAAAUGGCUGGAAUUUGACCAAAAAAGAGUAAAGUUUGCUGCCGAUCUCUUAGGUAACAUCCGUUUUGGUACCAUCUCAGCCCAAGACCUUGUCAAUUAUGUUCAAACUGUGCCGAGAAUGAUGCAAGAUGCAGACUGCCAUAAGCUCCUAGUGGAUGCCAUGAACUAUCAUUUGCUUCCCUACCACCAGAAUACACUGCAGUCCAGAAGAACGAGGAUCCGUGGAGGUUUCAGAGUCUUAGUUACUGUUGGGGGACGCCCUGCUCUAACAGAAAAGUCUCUUAGCAGAGACAUCUUAUACAGAGAUCCUGAAAAUGGAUGGAAGAAGCUGAGUGAAAUGCCUGCUAAAAGUUUUAAUCAGUGUGUGACGGUGAUGGAUGGAUUUCUUUAUGUGGCCGGUGGGGAAGACCAGAAUGAUGCCAGGAACCAAGCCAAGCAUGCAGUCAGCAAUUUCUCCAGGUACGAUCCUCGUUUCAACACCUGGAUUCACCUGGCAAACAUGAAUCAGCGGCGCACCCACUUUAGCCUGAAUGUGUUCAAUGGCCUCCUUUUUGCAGUGGGUGGUCGCAACUCUGAGGGGUGCCUCUCCUCGGUUGAAUGCUAUGUGCCUGCAACAAAUCAGUGGCAGAUGAAGGCACCCCUGGAGGUGCCCAGGUGCUGCCACGCCAGUGCAGUGGUGGAUGGUCGGAUCCUGGUUACAGGAGGUUACAUUAAUAACGCUUACUCUCGCUCGGUGUGCAUGUACGACCCCAGCAAAGAUAGCUGGCAGGAUAAGUCCAGCCUCAGCACCCCAAGGGGGUGGCACUGCGCAGUGUCCCUUCUGGAGAGGGUCUAUGUCAUGGGUGGGUCUCAGCUGGGGGGGCGAGCUGAAAGGGUCGACGUUCUCCCCGUGGAGUGUUACAGUCCUUACACGGGGCAAUGGAGUUACGUGGCGCCGCUUCAAACUGGAGUUAGUACGGCUGGCGCCUCCACCCUUAACGGGAAAAUUUACUUAGUGGGUGGCUGGAAUGAAAUAGAGAAAAAGUAUAAGAAGUGCAUUCAGUGCUAUAACCCGGAUCUCAAUGAAUGGACGGAGGAAGAUGAGCUGCCUGAGGCCACUGUGGGCGUAUCCUGUUGUACGAUAUCCAUGCCCAACACCAAGACAAGGGAGUCCAGGGCCAGCUCAGUCUCUUCUGUCCCAGUCAGUAUUUAAAUAUGGGUCUAACCAGCAACAAGUAAAAAUGUUUACCAGCACAGCAAUGUAAUUAACCCUUUAAGUAGCAUUUUUGUGCUUAUAUGGAAAAAAAUCAUUGGCUUUGCAACAGUUUUAACAGUGCAAAUUGGCCAGUUUUCAUGAUCUUUAAUACAGGUGGCGUGAAACAGCAUAUUAGGGUUAAGAUGAAUUUUCUUAGCAGGAAGAGAGAGUUAACUCAUAACUGCAGAAUUUCAUUCUCUUCCUGACUUUGCCACUGACUUACUGGACUAUCUGUGGCAAAUCAUUUCCUUUCUUUGUGCCUUGGUUUCCUUACCUGUAAAAUAGAGAUAAACUUGCUUCAGAAGUUUGUUGUGAGGCUUUUUUAAUACUGAGUUUUAAAUGCUUUCAGAACCCAAAAAUGAAAGUCAAAUAUUGCUAAUAAUAAAUCUCAACAUACAUCAGAAAUGUGCUAUGUCAUCAUAAAAUUGAUCAGUUUUGUUCUUUCCUAAGCAUUUUCUAUUUUGACAAACAGAAGGGAAAAAAACAAAACCCCAAAAAUAUAGCAUAUAGCAUGUGCAUACUUUCCUUUUGGGGCAGUGGUAUUCAUAGAAAAUUUCUCAAAAUAUUUUCUCCUUCAGAAGUUCUAAAGAGAUCCCUGUCUUCUGCCAUGAAACCUUUAAUUCUCAUAUCUAAUGCUGUGACAUCGCUUUCAAGACCUGAAUCCACAAAAUACCUUAGCCUCUGUAAGCAUUAUGGGCCAGCCCCAAGGGCUGCCUUGGGUGCCAGGUUUCUCUCCCGACCUCCAUGUGUACACCAAGGAGCCGGCCACCACCCCUCUUCACGCCAGGGAGACUCCCCUGUCACUCCAGGUGGAAGGCAUGAAGGCCAGUCAGUAUGUCUCCUCCUGUUCCUACUCUUCCCAUCUGUGUAGGAAUGUACGUCCAGGUUACCUACUUGUUCAAGAAGGUCCUCACCCAUGCAAGGAGCUAGGAGCUGCCACAGCAGGGCCAAAAUCUGGAAGCUGAGUUCAUGCCAGGAGGCACCAAGGGCUAAUGGUGUCUAAGAGUGGAGAUGCACUCCUACUCAGCAUUAUUCUGACAAAUUCCCAGUUGAGUGAGGAACGAAGAUGGAAUAAAGACUGCAGGAUCUGCCUUUAAGAGUAGGGUAUAUGCAUGGAAAACGGUGAAUCAUGGGAAAACUGGAUGAAAUCGAAGAGACUUCCCUUAAUAGUACCAAAGAGAUACCUUAACAUCUUUCUUACAGGUGUAGGCACAACAUCACCCAAAGUAACCUUUUCCUGGGCAUACCAUUAUGUAUCUCUUUCUGAAGCCUUCAUUACAGCCCUAUUUAUGGAGCUUUUAUUCAGGUUUUUCCAAAGGCUAGACUAAUGUGUAGCACAGCAACAACUGUGCCUGUUGAAGUCUGUGAAGUUUUCCCAGUGAGCAGAGUGAAGUUUUUGUUCAACUUAGAUUACCUUCCAAGAACUUUUCUUCCUAAUUUCAGCAUGCAGUGGGAGAAUUAAGUAUGAAACCUAAUCCUAUUCCCUUAGCCAAAGGGAUAUGCAACCCAUAAUGUCCCCUGCGAAUUUGAUACCAAAGGACUGCUGUCAGCACAAAAUGUCUACACCCUUCUGUUGGAGAAGGAAAGAAGCAAUACAAGGAACUAAAAUUAUUUAAUAUAACCAAAAGGGUAGAAGUUCACUCACCUUAACCAAUUCAUAGAGGCUUCACAUGCAGUUUCCUCAGAUGAUCAUUGACACCUCCAGGCUCUGGUGCCAAUGAGAAGGCAUGCUCUUAGCAAUGUUUACAAGGCAUCCAGAUUUUUAUCUCAUUUGCAAAAGGGGAACGCUAUAAAAUUGUCUGUAAGUGCAGAUAUUGUUGAGGCAAGCAUUUUCAGGGCUUAUGCUCUGCUCUUCGUAGCUUUGUUGCAGCUACAUAUUAAGCAUCAGCAUGAGCGUGACACAGUAUUAGAGAUGAAGUAAUUCACUCUGUCAGUUGGGAUUAAACUCCAUGGUACUCAGUCCUGUUUUCCAAUUCUAACUUAGAGUUCAUGUCUGCAUCCUGACUACACAAUUUUAAAUCCCAAAUUCUAUUUUUGAGUGCUGCAUGUUAUUAGAAUAUACUGUGUUGCAAUGACUGUUGGUCGAAGUAGUGCUGUCAUAUAGGUUUGAUUAAUUUAAUUAGCAUAGAGUUAUCUUUUUUCCUGUUUAAUUCAAAUGAAUAAUAAUUCAAAUCCACGGUCACAGAACAAAACAUGGAAUUGUGUAACAGAGUAAGAUUACUUUGUUUUAAAUACGAAAAUGCUGUUCUUGCCCAUUCCAGUCACCAAAAGCAUUCUUGUGGAUGAGAGCAAAAUUUCUCUUUUCCCAAAGUCAUGACCAUGUGUUCCAUAUGAAAGUAUUUAAAAAGCUCUUUGAAAAAUCCAUCUGCUCCAAUAACUUUUUCUGUAAAAUUUUAAUACUAUUAGAUGAAAUUGAUUAUCCACCACCAGUCCAAUGAAGGUACACAUGCAGGUAUCCAAUUAUAGCUGUAUACAUACUCCAGUUAUUUAGUGUUUCUAAGGUACCCAUAAGAUGGUAUUUAGGAAUUGAAGAAGCAAUCAUUUUAGCCUCAGACAGACAUUGGAUGAAAUUCUGUCAUAUGCAAGUGUCUCUUUUCCCCUUUGGGAACUGAGUUCCAAAAUGCGAUGAGUAGUCAGAUGUUGCUGCACGCUUUCCUCUUUGUGAGCCAACACGUCUUAUACAUCAACAACCAUCUUCUGUUUUCAAGUAGAAAGUUAUUUGUGAAUGAUGGGCUAAGUGCAAUGAAACUACUCUCUUACUACUUAAAGGGUUAAAAACUUUGGGGGCCAAAUCCUUUUCAUCUUACUCGCAAAAAAGUUCCAUUGACUGCACUGGGACUACUGAAUAAGAUGUACAGGAUUUCGAACUCUUGGCCAAUUGUGGCAGAACAGUAGAUAUAGAUGCCUGCCAAAACUGUCAAACCCAGACGGAAGACUGCUCCUCAGCCUCCACUGCCCUUGGCCACGACAAGUCCAUAAAGACGUGUCCUAGGACAGGAUCCAAGCACUAUUGGCCAUGUGGUCCUUCCGUAACACAAAUUAGGUACGUACUUCAGGCCAAAAAUUUUAGGUAGAUUAACAAAUGGUACUGUUAUCAGUAUAGCACUUCAGUGGGGCUUUAUAUUAUUUUCUCUAAACAUCUGUUUAGGCUUCAACUGCGCAUUGAGCCAGGAUUUGGCCCUUAAUAUGUGACAAUAUCAGCUGGACUUAACAUUAUUUUGAUCAUACUAAUGUACUGAGCUAUUUGUGACAUUUUUAUGUACGAUCUUGUUUUGUUAGAACUGUGAAAAAUGGUUUGUAUGUUGUGUUUUAUGGGACGGUGUUCUUUCAUUGUCCGGUACCGUAUUUUCAAUCUCCAGAUGUUUAAUAACAACAUCUCAGCUGAACUUGAAAUAUUGUAUAUCCCAAAAAGAAAUUUUAAAAUGCAGUUUAGGAAGUACUAUAUAUGGUAAUAUUAAGUAGAGCAGAGGGCUUCCAACUGUAUGAGAUGCAGAUUUUUAGAACACUACAAGGAUCUUCUUUAAUGCUAUACUAAUAGUAAAAAAAAAAAAUUAAUAUAUGCUGUUAUCUUCAAAAUUCCUUAUGCCCAUGCAUUUUAUAAUCAACAUCUGUGCUUCCAAGGAAUUCAAAUCUGAAAAUAAGCUUUCUUCAGUCUGUGAGUGAAACAGUUUGAUAAUGUUUUGUUUUCUUGUCUAUUCAUGCUUGUGUAGGUGCAUGGGAGAGUGUGUUACAAGGUUGUGAGGUAGAACUUACUGUUGGAAAGUUAUGCUGAAAGGAAGAUUUUGUGCUUAGUUCUUAAUCAAGAUGAGAUCAUGAUCAAUUAAUUUCUUCCUGAAGUUAACCCGCAAGAUCAUCUGUGGAUCGGUCAAGAGUUAAGUAAGCUUAAGCACCAACUUCUAGCUGGUCAAAGAGGGAAGCAGACAAAAUUAGCAUCAACCAAAGCUAUGAGGUGUUGAAAAGUGUUUUGUGUUAAGAUUUUUUAAAUGUCAGUUCUUACAGGAAAAAGUACACGAUGAAUGAAAUGUCUGAAUAAGACCAUGCUUUAUAUUAUCCUGAAACCUAGAUUAGUUGAUCCUACAGUUUUAACUCCUUCCAAACCCAUGCUGGGUUUAGAGGGAGUUUUUCACUGGUAACAGCUGGGUUUGGUAAUUCUAGUUGCAAACCCAACAGCCAAACAAAUGGUUGUAUGAGCAUGCGUACCUUCUUGAAUUCAGUGGGACUUCUCCUAUAUACAGUUAUUCUCAUGUGCUUAUGUUUGGAAAAUUAAAAUACAAGAACUACAUCCAUGGGUAGACAAGUAUCAAUGUCCAAUGAAAGCCAACAUGGAGGUAUUAGGCUGAUCCUCAGUAUCACCGUUCAACUACCCACUUACCAUGCAGGCACAUGAAAUAAUUAGAGACUAGAUUUCCCCGGAAGGAUUAUUUCCUUUGGGUUGGCUGCUCAAUUAAAUCCUCUGUAUGCUCCAAGGGGUUUUGUGCAACACACAGAAUGGGAGAUGCAAGCGGUUCCAGACAGUGGAAAGGGGAAGAUGGAGCCCCUUAGCACAGUCAGUAGACUAAGAUUUUGUUCCCAUUUCUCAACGAUGUUUGAGAAAUACGUGCUGGAAGGAAGCACCUACUUCAACACACACAUUUCCAUAAGCAGCCUUUCUUUAUGUUACCUAACUGAGGUGGCCCAGCCUUUCUUAUGAAAAGCAAGACUCAAUUUUCAAUUGCCUGUAACUUGAAUUCUCAGUUGAAUUGAAUUUUCAAUCCAUUUUAACCCGGUUUACCCAAGCUGGGAGAUCUUUUUCAAAUUCUGAAUCUACCUGCUCAGAGAAGGCAGUUGAAGCCAAUAGUCCUACUCUAGUCUCCUGACCUUUUUGCAAUGAAUCUUCUCAUCCUUUUGUUAAAGACCUACUUUGUAUAAGUAAUGAAAAACAUUAUAAUGCACAGAUUUGUACUUUCACUCCUCCAUGCAAGAGGAGGAUCUCUUGUCUCUUUUAUCUUCUCUUUUCUUGUCUGUAACUGAAUGGCUCACGGGGCACCAAAGAAGAUGCACAGAUGCGAACAGUACAUAAAAGCUCAUCUGUGAAUCUAAUUCAAAAAAUCUCAUCACUGGUGGCCACAAUAAAGAAAAGGACACAUUCUGCAAUGCCUGUUGCAAAAAAAGGGGUGAAAAAGUAGUCACUGGUGCUCAUUUGCAAGUGUGGCACUGCUCAGAGCUCUGUUCCCAGAAGUUCCCUAAAGAAUAAAGGAAAAUACAUGCAAUUCUAUAUAGCUUGUGUGAGAGAUUCACUUAAUAUCAGGUGAGUUUUGCCAUGCAAAAGGCUAGUAUGAAUUCAUUGUUGUCUCAAUGAAAAUUAAAUUUUCAAUAAAAAUAUAGGCAAUUAGUAAACUUAUGAGGAAUACAUAGUCGAUUUCUGUUGGUAAGAAUGGGAACACACACAUUUAGAUACACUGGAUGUUACAUUAGUUGCUGCCUUGGCAGUUUUGUUGUCAACAAAAAAAAUUAAAAAUAUAACUUAUUUGUGUAAAGCAUUUCCCUGGCUUAUGUGUUAGACAUACUGCUUAUACAAAUAGGUUUUCUAAUUAUACACUUUAAGGAUGGACUGUGAUAACACAAGGGAACAUAUUUCAAUGGAAAAAAAUCUGUAAGUGUAAUGUGAGAAUGUUACUACUUAAAAAUUAAAAUUUGUAGUGCAGCAGUUGUCGCUAAGAGGAAUAACAGCAUGUCGGUAUUUUUCAUUGUAUGCUUUAAAUAAAACUGUCGACAC
Messenger RNA from Aptenodytes forsteri (emperor penguin), 7937 nucleotides. It is a transcript of the gene KLHL31, whose product is annotated as kelch like family member 31. Bases 236 to 2140 code for a protein of 634 amino acids. The transcript is spliced from 3 exons. The record is from RefSeq and is a predicted model, not a curated record. Lineage: Eukaryota; Metazoa; Chordata; Aves; Sphenisciformes; Spheniscidae. Gene Ontology annotation, biological process: negative regulation of protein phosphorylation. Gene Ontology annotation, cellular component: nucleus; cytoplasm. Gene Ontology annotation, molecular function: protein binding.